Salvelinus namaycush (lake trout) is the source of this 10872-nucleotide messenger RNA. RefSeq names its product xin actin-binding repeat-containing protein 2-like. Gene Ontology annotation, cellular component: focal adhesion; stress fiber. The transcript is spliced from 13 exons. Gene Ontology annotation, molecular function: actin filament binding. Gene Ontology annotation, biological process: actin cytoskeleton organization; actin filament organization. Lineage: Eukaryota; Metazoa; Chordata; Actinopteri; Salmoniformes; Salmonidae. Bases 153 to 10718 code for a protein of 3521 amino acids. The record is from RefSeq and is a predicted model, not a curated record.
CAGCCUGGCCUGGGUGGUACUGACAGAGGGAGGGAGAAAGGGGUCUGUUCAGUCUAAACUGGGUUCUGGAGUUCCUUGCUUCAGGAUUAAGCUGAAAGUCAUACAAUAGACUUCCCCUGUACGCUCCUGCCCAGAAGAAAGAACGGGGGGAUAUGGUUUCCACAACAAUGGAAAUUCAAUCAGGAAAUGGAGAGGAGUUGGAGGUGGUGAGUGGCGAGUCAUUAGCGACCUCGGGCUCCGUUUCCUCCUCGCCGUAUCUCUCUGUCCCUCAGGCAGACGGCACGGACGACCAAGUACUCCGGGAGGACCUCCAGGCUGCCAAGACCAUUGAGAGGUUUGACAUCCCUCUGAGUAACUUGAAGAGGAUGUUUGAGAAGCCCCCAGGAGCAGCCAACACUGAAGUGAGAACCGUACAGUCCAGCCCAUCCAGAAGAGCCCCAGCCAGUAGCUACCAGCUGGACCAGAAGAGGGACCCAUCACCUGGUGAGAAGAUGGCCUCAACUCAUGAGCCCAGCCUCUCUGCGGGUGGAACCAGGUCAGGACGUCCUGAGGAAAGGGAAGGGGUGGUGAGUCAGAGGAAAGGAGACGGAGGAGCGCCCACCAGCGAGGAGGCGGAGUCCGUGUCACUAAAGGAACGCAUGGCCAUGUAUCAGGCUGCCGUGUCCAAGAAGGAGGCCAGCAGCUCAUCCCCCACGGUUAUGGAGGAGUCUGAAGCCUGUUCUCUGCCAGGGGGUUUGGCCAGUGUGAAGAAACAGUUUGAGAGCCAGGAGUACGCCUCCUCCUCCCAGUCCCAGACCAGCGUUACGCAGGUCCACUUAGAAAAGAGAUCCGAGGUGUCCAGCUCACAGGAGGUGACAGUGAGGAGCAGUGUCAGGGAGGUCAUUCCCACCACUCAGCAAGUGACUCAUGAUCAAAGAGUUCAACAAAGCAACGUGGCCUCCAGUUAUGAAAACCAUUAUGAUGAAACGGUUAGGGUCAUAGGAGGAGAGGACUUACCAAAGGUCUCCACUCAGGCUUUGAAGCAGCAGUAUGAGAAGACGAUCGAGCAGGCCACGCCGGGCAAGCAAAUUAAGAUUGAUCUGGAUUACAACCAGUUUCAAUGGGCACCGGUAAACCAGUCCUCCUCAGCAGCAGCUAGCUAUGAAAGUUCCUCCACUGUUAAACAGUCAUCCAGAGCUUCAGCAGCAACGACCUCAUCCAUGGAUUAUGAGACCAUGGAGCACUUCCCUCCUCCACCCACUGAACUAAUGCCCCAGGAGGUCCCUGAGUGCUGUGACUCUCUCCCGCCUCAGGAGCAGGCUGGCCAACAGAGAUACAUCUUCAACAAGGAGCAGUACUCCAAGCAGAGGAACCGCAAUGAGCUGAAGCGUCUGUACAAGCACAUGCACCCAGAGGUGCGGAGGACCAUGGAGAAGGACUACUUCACCGACGUCACUGAGAUCGAGCAGGCACAGCUGGAUAGUGACGAUGAGAUGACCGGGGAAGUCCAGCAGGCUUGCUAUGUGUUUGAGAACAGUGGUGGGGAUGAAUGUAUGAGCCCUGAGGGAGAUUACCUGGAGUGGGACGAGAUCCUUAAAGGGGAGGUGCAGUCCAUGCGCUGGAUGUUUGAGAAUAAGCCGCUGGAUACCAUUAAAGAUGACACCCCAGAUGAGGACGAUGAAGUGAAGAACAUUGCUCAGCAGGAAAUCAUUGCAGGAAGUGAUGUCAAAUACACAGCCUGGAUGUUUGAGACCCAGCCCAUGGAUGCGCUGCGUGCAGACACCCCAGACUCCACCGUACAGACAGGGAAAUUGACCGAGCUGGCGAGAGGAGACGUACGAACAGCCACAUAUCUUUUUGAGACCCAGCCACUGGAUUGUCUGAAUAAAAUCUACCAGGAGGAUGAGCAAGCCUUGGAGGUUGUCUUCACUAAAGAUAUUACAGGAGGGGACGUGAAAACGGCCAGGUAUCUGUUUGAAACUCAACACUUGGAUUCCCUCAGCCACACAGAGACCAUUGAGGAGAGCCACUUCUUGAAACUGAAGUCAGAGCUUGAGGAGAUCAAAGGGGAAGUGAAGACAACCACACGGAUGUUUGAGACCCAGCCCAUGUGUGUUAUCAGGGGCAACUCUGGAAAUAUACUGGAGAUCACCGCCAUCCGCAGGGAGGAGAUGGAGAAAGGAGACGUAAAGACCUCCCGCUGGCUCUUUGAGACCCAAGCUCUGGACAUGAUCAACAAAGACCCUGCCAAGGUGAAGCUGAUCUGUGGAGUCUCCAUGGAGGACAACUCGCAGGGAGACGUGAACCGAGGGAGGUGGCUGUUCGAGACAAAGACACUGGACUCCAUUAAAGAUGAGGAAUGGCAAAGCAUCAGGCAAAAGGAGGAGAUUAUUGGAGCUGAUGUGCGGAAGCACUGCCUGGUUUUCGAGACACAGCAGAUGGAUACUCUGAAAGACAACGCCAAUUCCAGACCUUUACCCUCAGAGGAGAUUGUAGGAGGUGAUGUGCGAUCAGCAAAACAUCUGUUUGAGACAGUGCCAAUGGAGAACCUGAAGGAUUUGGCUGAAGUAGGGAAACUUCAGAAGAUGGUUGCGUCCGAGGAGGAGAAGGGUGAUGUUAGACAUCAGAAGUGGGUUUUUGAAAGUCAACCACUUGAAAACAUAAGGGAGGAGAAGAAGGAAAUGACAAGCUCUAUAAACCUUGAAGAACUUGAUAAGGGCGACGUCACAAAUCACAAGGAAAGAUUUGAAACCUUGGAUUUAAGCAGAUGUGAGGGGGCACAGAGAAUUCAAGUUGAAGGUGUUACCAGUGGGUCUGUGAAAUCAAACAAAGUUCUUUUUGAAUCCACCCCGAUGUAUGCCAUGCAAGACAGCGAGGGACACUACCACGAGGUGAAAACCGUGCGACGUGAGGAGAUAGUAAAAGGAGAUGUUCGAAGCUGCAGGUGGAUGUUUGAAACACGUCCUAUCGAUGAGUUUGAUGAAAGUAGCAAUAAAUUCCAGAUUAUAAAAGGUAUAUCAAAGGAGGAGAUUGAAUCGGGCGAUGUCAAGACUGCCAAGUGGUUAUUCGAAACUCAACCCCUCGAUGGUAUUAAACAUUUCAGCAACACUGAAGAAGAUGAAACUAAGACAAAGGAGAGUGUUGAAAUUGAGAAAGGUGAUGUGAAAACCUGCAGGUGGCUGUUUGAGACUCAACCAAUGGAUAAUCUGUAUGAGAAAGCAGAUAAGGUGAGGAAUGAGACUGAGGUUGAGGAGGUCAACAAAGGGGACGUCAAAACAUGCACAUGGCUCUUUGAGACUCAGAACCUCGAUAACAUCUGUGACCAUUCAGAGUGUGAAUCGGAGACCAUUCUCAAAACCUGCACUGUCAAACAAGAGGACGUCCAAGGCAAAGAUGUGCAUCAUGCUCGCUUCCUCUUUGAGACAGAGAACCUGGAGAACCUCACAGGGGAGGAGAGUGGUGCCUUCAGAAGGGUGACUAAGAUUGAUGUCCAGUCUGGAGAUGUGUCUAGGAUGAAGUUUCUCUUUCAGAAUCGGUCUUCCGACAUCAUGACCUCAACCUCAUCUGAAACAAUGCAUAAGCUGAAGACCCUUACGGCGGAGGAAAUUCAGAAAGGAAAUGUAGUGAACAACAUGUGGCUUUUUGAAAACCAACCUAUAGACACUAUCCGCAAGGAUACAGAGGAAGCCAAGGACACUCGCACCGUAACCGAUGUGCAGGGAGGAAACGUUGGUCAAGGUCGCUUCGUUUUUGAGACUUACUCUCUCGAUAAAAUCCAGGAGGAGUCCACCGAGACUGAGAUGUCAAAACUCCAGAGCAUCAUCAGGGACGAUAUAGAGAAAGGGGAUGUGAAAAGCUACACCAUGAUGUUUGAAAAUCAGCCACUGUAUGCAAUCUGUGACAAAGAGGGCCACUACCAUGAAGUUACCACUAUGACAAAGGAAGAAAUCAUGAGCGGAGACGUGGUGGGGGCCCGGUGGUUAUUUGAGACAAAACCUCUGGAUUCAAUAAGGGACACAGACGACGUCUAUGUCAUCAAAUCUGUCACUGAGGAGGACGUCCAGAAAGGUGAUGUCAGCACGGCCAGGUGGAGGUUCGAAACACAACCUCUUGAUGAAAUUGCUGAGGACAUGAAAGUGUUGACUAAAACAGUUGAAGAUAUCCAGGGUGGUGAUGUGAAGACAAACAAACACCUUUUUGAGACAGAUGAAAUGUCCCAGAAGUAUGUUAGAACUGUUAGCGUGAGUGAGAUCCAAAAGGGGGACGUCAGGACGGCCUCAUGGAUGUUUGAAACACACAGCAUCGAUAAGAUCCAUGGCGAGGGCUCAGAAUAUGAUGAAAUGGAGACAGUGACAAAAGAAGAAGUGAUGAAAGGAGAUGUCAAGCAGUCUGUGUGGCUCUUUGAAAAGCAGCCGCUUGACAGCAUUAAAGAGUCAGACGGAACAGAGACUGUUGUCACCCGGGAGGAGAUCCCACAAGCAGAUGUAAAGACAACAACAUGGCUUUUUGAAACCACUCCUUUAACCAAAUUUAAUGAGAACAGUGUAGAUAGAACUGAAAUAAUGGGGAAGAGCAUCAAAGAGACCCUUGAAGAGCUCUAUUGUCAGAAAAUGGUUGACUCACAAGGGAUUCUCAUUGAGACGGAUGAGAUAGGAGAUGUCAGAAUGGCAAAAUACAGACUCAUGAACCAAGAUGCUCCAGAAAUCCAGAAGGAGGAGGUGAUCAGAGGGGAUCUGAACAAUAUCAUGAUGAACCUCCUAAACAGACGAGACAUGACAGAGAAAGGGAUAGUCAUAGACCAGGACGAGAGAGGCAACAUCAACACAACGGUAAAACAGCUAUUCAACCAAGAAAAGGGAUUCAAUGUUGAGAAGGAGGAAAUCCUCAGAGGCGACAUUCAAGAGGCCAUCAACAACCUACUGAAGGAGGAGGGCUCCUCAAAACGUGGAAUUCUGAUUCAAGAAGAUGAAAAGGGAGAUGUGCGAAUGACUAUAUACUCCCUCCUCAAUAAGGAAGACGGUGCUGGCAUUGAGAAGGAGGAUAUCAUCAAAGGCAAUGUCAGUAGGACCCUUCACAGACUCUUGUCCAACCCAGGGUCAGAGGAAUCUAAAAGGAUAAGGGUGGAAGACACGGAGAGGGGUAACGUUAGCUUUUACUCCACCUGUAUUGAAUCUGGGGCUCUGGAUUACCUCAAACAACUCCAGUUUGAACCUAAUGAGGAACAAGAACAGGCGCAGAAGGAACGUAUCAUUGGCGGCGACGUUAUGGAAACCAAAAUGACACUAAGGAAGAAUCAACAGCAGAUUGAACGCACAGUAGCUGAGGACGAUAUUGUCCCUGGUGAUGUCAACAACACAGUGAAGGUGUUCAUGAUGGAACCUGCUCUCUUGCUGGAAAACCUGCAGAAAGAGGAAAUUGUCAAGGGAGAUCUGAGGGCGGCCCUGGACUCACUGACCAAAACUAUUAGCAAGAGAGUCGUGAUAGAGAAAGAGGAAGUGGUGAAAGGGGACCUGCACACCACUCUGAGGUCUUUGGAGGAGGCUCAAAACCAAGCCAAGGAAAUGGAAAAGCCAGAAAUUGUCCGAGGUGAUAUCCGAGGAGCCCUCCAAUCAUUAGAGAAAUCGGCGACCACCAAGACUGAGGUAACUGUUGAGGAUUUAGUGCCCGGCGAUAUCAAAGGCACCUUGAAAUCACUAGAAGAGGCUAAGCAGGCAGUGAAAGAGAUGGAAAAGGAGGAGAUUGUAAAGGGAGACAUUCAUACUGCGCUGAAGGGUUUGCAUGAGGCCUCGAGUGAGAAAAGACUUUACCAGCACCAAGUGAGUGAACAGGGGGACGUGAGAGGCACAAUACAGCUGUUAGUAGAACCAUCCACAUCCCCACGAAUGCAACGCAGGGGAAGCACUGAGGGAGAUGUGAAGACCUCCAUAAAAUGCCUCUACGAAGGGCAGGGGCAGGACCAGGAUGAGGAGCAAUCACAGAUGGAGAAGGAGGAGGUGAUAAAGGGAGAUGUUAAAGGAGCGAUAAAGAAUCUGAUGCAGAGAAAAGAAUAUUCCAAUCGGAAAGUACGAAAGUAUCCUCCCAGGAAAGCUCCCAGAGCUCAUGUGAAAAAUCCAUUACCCACACAGCAAGUGGUGGACCAUGAAUACUCAGAUGUGGCUAAGAAUGAGAACGUCACAGUCAAUCUAGCCCCUGCUGUGAAAAACCUGAGCAGUAAAUCACAGGACACCACACAAAAGCACACUGAGAAGUACACCGAGAACAAAUCAGUGAAGAGAAGCAAGACCCUCACCCAAGAGGAACACUCUAUGACAACACAGGUCCAAACAGUAAAUAUGUUGGAGGACUCACAGCAGGAACAUUCCUCACAGCAGACACAUGUUAAAGAACAGGCUGUGAAACAGAAAAUACCACCACCCCCUAAACCCAUCUUCAGAAACAAGAAAAACGUGAGCAAUCAGAUGACUGAUAAUACAUCAACGAAUCAGAUGAAGGAGAUUAAAGCAGCCAAUCAGAUGACUGAGAAUAAAGCAGCCUCAGACAUAAAUGUGAUGAAAGAAAGACAAAGCACAUCUCAAACUAAUAUUGUUUCAAAGCAAACACAGGAAACAAAAACAAUGAAACAGUUGCAAACAACAGUGACAGAGCAUAAGACUGUCACACAAAAACACAACGUCAAAAAUCUGAAUACAAAUUUCCGGAACCUGGACAUGAAGGGAAAAGGUAUGCUAAAAAAAGGGACGCCUGAGAUUAAUUUCCCCCCUCCUCCCACGUCCCCGCCUCCACCCUCUGAGUCUGAGAUGUCUCUUCCUCCCCCGCCCUCACCAGUGGCAGGCUGCCCAAUGUCCCUGUCAAGCCGUAGCCCAAUGUUUCCCACAUCCCGUCCCCUGAUUAUGAGACAGGACAGUGAUCUUCCGCCUCCACCUCCUCCACCCCCAGUAGAAUGCGGGGAGCCCGACUUUUUCCCUUCUCCCCCUCCCCCACCCCCACCCUCCGUGGCAGGGCAAGACUUUCUUCCUCCACCGCCCUCACAACAAGAGCUAAACUCAAUGCCACACCAAGUGCCUACACCACCACCUGGAAAGCCAUUUAAAGCUAGGCCUUUAUUCAAAAUCCCAAAACCUGAGCCACCCAAGCAACCAAUACUGGUCAAACCAAAAUGGCAGAAAAAGCAAGCAGCACCACCACCGACUCCUCCACCUCCUCAGCCAAUGACAGUUCAAACAGAACAUAAAAAGGAAGGAGUAGUUCAGGAAGUCAAAAGUGAAAUCAGUUGUAAACAGGAAGAAAAUACAAAUACUACCAACACACAGGUUCAAUCUGAUUCUACAGUGUCCAUGACUAAAAUCCCUUCACCAAUCCCAGUGGCAAAACCAUCACAGGAAGAGUUGCCACGACCACCUAAAAAGGUAUUCAUCCCUCCAAUCAAAAUACCCCCACCUGCAGAACUUGCACCAGUGGCAAAACCUAAACCAUAUGCCCGUAAAUUCAAAACCCCACUGAUGCUGGCAGAGGAAAGGUAUCGUGUGCAAAGAGAGGAGGCUGACAGAAACAAGUCACAAGACACAACUCCCGCCACUUCACGAGUCGCAUCUCCCUCCUCUCCUCCAACUAAUAUGAUGCAGAUGAUGGGCUCAACCAAUGUUGCAAGUGAACAACACUCAGUUGCACACAAAACAGAGCAGUCAAAAGUGACCUCAGAGGUAACACAGGCUGAGGAAACUCAGUCUAAAAGCAAAGUAUGCACAGCAUCACAAGAGCCGCCCAUGAAGAAAGCUCUAUCACAUAUCCCCCUGAGCAAACCUUUGAUCUCCAUGGUAAAUAAGAAAUCAACCUCUGAAUCUGGAAAUAUUUCCUCAGAUAAGAAACACAUUACCACUGAUCAGUCCUCUAUGGCCUCUUCUGGGAAAGAACUCACCUCAUCUGUUGCCUCCAGAAAACAUCAGUCUGUUCCCUCUGGCAAGCAUCAGUCUGUUUCUUCUGGCAAGCAUCAGGCUGUUUCAGUCUCUGCUGCUCACCUUCACCAUGAGUUCAACAUUAAAGUCCAAUCUGGCUCUAAUGUGAUUUCGUCCUCAGUAGCUGAGCAGCAGAGUGGUAUGAAUGCUAGCUCACAGUCUAUCAUCUCCACUCAGAGCAUUGUCCAGGAAAAUGUAAAUCUUCAAACCCAAUCCGCCGUAACAUCCGAAGCAGAGGAUGCAAAGAAUACUAACGCCUUACUCACAAAGGAAGUAAAAAAGAUUCCAUCUCAGCCCACCAAAAUCAAAAUUCCAAAAGUGACACCAAAUUUCAAGGUGAGAACAGUGAAGUUGCCAACAGAGAAGAAGGAGGAGAAAAGCGAGGUGGUGGAAAAAGAUCAACGAGCAGUGAAAAAUGAAUUACAUGUACAUCAAACGAGUAUGGAGACUAUUUCUAAGAGUGAGACCAGAGUAGUUCAGGAGAGCACCCAGAUGGCCACCAGUAGCUCAGCAAAAAAUGAAGUAAAGGUGGAGAUGAAUGUGACACAGGAGAAAGCUGAGGAGGUUGAGAAAACUGCAGCUGCCAAGGAAACAACGCUGGAAAUCCAAAUGAAGACAAAGGCAAAGCAGAAAGGCAUUAAAGUCCCUUUGCCCAAAGAGCCAAAGCUAGUUCCCAUGCCAGUAGCUCAAACUCCAGGGCACUGCCACAUAUCUGUCUCCCAUAGUCAACAGAGCAUGCAGGAACAGCACAUUCAGAAGCACGAGCAAGUGAUUGUUAAUGAGAGAGUAGUUCAACAGAGCUUCCAGAAGCAGGAACAGCAGGUUCGCACACAGAAGCAGCAGGUCAAGUCUUUCCAACAACAAGGAGAAGUAAGCAAAAUGCAGCAGCAUCAAGAGAGGUUGAAGGCAGAGUCUAAGGCUGACUCCAUGAACAUUGCAGGGAAGGCAGCAGCACAGACAGAAACAGCUCAAUCAAUGGUGGAAAACACAGCUCAAUCAGUGGAGGAGAGCACAGAUUCAGAGAAAUGUGUAAUGGUACAGAAGCUGCUUUUUAACAUUAAGCAGCUUCAUCCAGGGAACAUGGAUUCAAACUCAGUGAGGACAAUACUUAGUGAGGUCCCUGACUGGUUGAUCAGGGCGGAGGAAAAACGUGAUUUAACACAGGUUGCUGUUCAGCAGAAUAAGAAGAAGCUCACAGAGAUCCUUUUCCGUGUGAGAAACCUAGCACAAGCAAAACUUGUAUUCUUAGAAGGACACAUGGCAGCCAUGGCAAAACAGGAAAGUGAACCGGCACCUGCAUCAUCACCUGCACCACCACCUGCACCAUCACCUGCACCACCACCUGCACCAGCACUUGAAAAGAAAGGAUUUGGAGGAGCAACAGCCAAGAUAUCUAAAAUAAGCAUUGGCUCGUCAAGAGUCGAAACCCAUAAGAAAGUGGUUGAGGAGAAGAAGAUCUCUCAUGAGAGCAAAAAGCCAGAGCUGACUGAAGUAAAAGGUCCUGAUCCCAGAGUUCCCUCUCCCAUGCUUGCAACGCGAACACCUUCACCUACCUUCAUAAGCAUUGAAUCAGUGAGGAGAACAAACUCACCCUUCACAGUGACACCCUCACCUCCUCUGUCAUACAGGUCUGGUGCCACCCCAACCCCACCACCUCCCCCUCCCCGCACCCCUACCUCUCGGUUCUGUAGGGCCACACCCUCUCCCACCUUAAGCCGCUCAGAGAAGCUAGCCAAGUUGAAGGACACCACUGCGAAGCUCUCUCGGGGCAUGACCCCUCCCCCACCCAUGCCUGAGUUUCUGACGACAGAGCAAGCCUCUGACAGAGAGGAUUCCCCAGCGCUGAUUGAACCUGAGAUCCACAUGCAGACACAGGAGAUGGAGACUGGGACAACGACUCCGGAUGUGGCUGAUAUGGUUGACUCCAUGAUGACUGUCAGAGACAAAAAGUUCUUCUUUGAGGAAGCUCAGAAGGCAGAGGUGAGCAGGACUUACAUGCGGAAGGACCCCAUAGAAAUCCCAGAGCGCCUGGGUCCAGAGGAUAUAGAGGAAGUUCCUGAGGGUGUGAAUAUAGACAUAAUGAAAGAGGAUCUCCCUAGGCUUGACCUGUCAAAGCUGGUCAAUCAAUUUGAAUCCCCACAACCAAAGCUGUACAUCAGAAAAGAUCCCAUCAUCAUCACAGAUAGACUGGGAAGUGACACUGAAGAUCCAGAGGCAGACCCCAAAACGCCAAAAACCGAUGAAACACCUGCCUUCAACAUAAAGGCCAUCAAGAAUGCCUUUGACUUGGGUGAUCGUAAUGCUCUCAAAGAAGUGAGAGAGAAACAAGAGGAGAGAGAGAGGAGAGAAUCAGAAUCUGCCGAACCGACGGGGCACUCCAAAACAAAGUCCGUCACUGAGGAGUUCUCUGGCAUGGAUGAAUUUGGCACCGUAACAAGAGGGGUGAGGAGCGAGACCAGCAUGCACUCUGAGAGCCACAUGACCCGCCCCCUCCCUCCCUCCUAUGCCGACGUGGUGAAAGGGACGGUUGAAGAGAUGGCAGUUCCUGUGGAGGCCGCCACCGAGGACCUACUGAAGAGCUUCCACCAGUCCUGGGCCGAAAGCGAGAGUGUGUUCCAGAAUCUGGGAUUCAGUGUCUCAGAACAGAGGACAUCACAGAUCGUAACACACCAGCAGGAGACUGUCGUGACGGAAAAUUCGAGUUCCAGAGUCCGAACUGUGUACGGUGUGUCGGAAGAGGGUGUAUCCGAUGGAGUGUCUGAUCGCAGACAAACACAAUUUCCAUAAAAGCUGCUUCCGCUGUGAGCACUGCAGUGGCAAACUAAGCCUUGGCAACUACGCCUCUCUCCAUGGACGAAUGUACUGCAAGCCCCACUUCAAACAACUGUUCAAGUCCAAAGGAAAUUAUGACGAAGGAUUCGGACAGAAGCCUCACAAAGAC